AUGGUUGUCCUCUGUGCAGAGGUUCGUUCGCAGGAUUCCUGGGUCGUCAACGAUGACCGACCCGGCCACUUUCCGGACCCUGACGAAGUCGACCUCGAUGACUAUCUUACUGGAUCGUAUGCGCAAUACGACGCAGCACAUGGUCCCGGCCACUCUUCACGACCGUCCUUGGGCCAGCGCGCACAAACGAGAAAUCCUGGUGACGGUAGGGACUUUAUCAGGUCCGGGAACUACAGUGAGCGGACAGGAGGCGCUAGGGGGUUUGGCCGUGCUGACCAUCUCUGGCAAGACCUCGACUCUCGUCACAUUCCAAAUAGCAUGUUAUCAGGACCAGCCUCGACAAGACCAAUCAACUUCAGCAACCUCAUAACGUUGGGAACUGGUCGUGCCAGACACGAGCCCGGCUCGCCGGCUACAGAAGACAACGAGUCACAACUAGCAUCAUGGACACACUUCGCCGGACGUCCGUUCAAUCAUGAUGCCUAUACUGACGGGCACGUCGUUCCCGACAUUGGAGCACAGGACUUCCGUCUGGAUUUCGUGCCAGACUUCAACCAGCGAACUACCAACCUGCAACUGAACAGCGUGCUUAAUCAUCAGAGCUCCGAUCAGAAUCGAUCCCCCGCUAUAGAGUCCAUCGCCCGCAUCUUAACAAUUGGCACGCCCAAAUUCCGACGCGGCAGCGAUGGCAUCUGUGAAGCCGAUACAGCCGCUGCUAAAAAGGCCGCUCGACGGCGCGUCGCUGGAUCCAGAGUACAGUAA
Messenger RNA from Microdochium trichocladiopsis, 762 nucleotides. RefSeq lists its product as uncharacterized. The record is from RefSeq and is a predicted model, not a curated record. The transcript has a single exon. The coding region runs from base 1 to 762 and encodes 253 amino acids. Lineage: Eukaryota; Fungi; Ascomycota; Sordariomycetes; Xylariales; Microdochiaceae.